GAACGUUGCCCACACACCCUUCAUACACUUCAGCACCGGUUACUCGAUACUCGAGUCGCAUCUCCCUACGGAGGCGUGCCCACCCGCUCAAAUGCAACGCUGCAGACGCGUUCCUGACUCAUUCCGCGUGUCAGACCAUGUUGUGAGGUAAGCAGAGCAGCGCUGCCCACGCCGCAGAGGAACAUGUGUUUGUCUCGUACCACAUCCACUCCCUACAUCGUGGACGAGCGCAUUUGUCUCAGUGCAUUGUAGUGAAGCCUAUCUAUAAAACGGAGUCUACCACUAUACACAAUUUCAAUCCCCAGUUUUGGUGGGAAAAGUUCAAAGUUACGAGGUUCGGAAAUCAACUCGCCAUCUAGCGGGAUUUGUGGAAGAUUUACCUGUGUCGGAUUUAAUCCGAGGAGUGCAUGAAAGAUCCCAAGGUUAAACUCUCCUGCUCCACACUGGGAGGCCGGCUGGAUAAACAGGAUAAGGACCCCUGUCAUUCCAAAAACAUCUACCCUUUACUAUCUUCUCCCACGAUGGCUCUAGCCUCCUUCCAACUAAUGCAAACUCUAAAGAACUCUCCAGCGGCCCUGCGCCGGCGAUUCUGCCGCGACCGCACGGAGAGCCUGUCUCAUGGUGAUCCCCUCUUCAAGGUGCACUACCUUGGCACCAUAAAAAUAUUCUCCCUAGACUUGGAGCAGGCCGAGGAUGCCAUCGAUCGACUGCUAGAUGGGGCUCCUGGGAAGCUAUCCAAAGAUCACGCCUUGGUAGUGCGACCAAGAUAUGUCGAGGUUAAAGAACUGAGCACAGGAAGGCAACUCACAAAGACCUACUUGCAGGACAUUGCGUACUGCGCCUCGCACACGGCCAGACCAAAUGUGUUUCUGUACAUCUGCAGACAGCCUGGUCAGCAGCUGCAAUGCAGAGUGUUCUGGUGCAGUCGGGCAGAAAGGGCGAAGGACAUGACUGCCUGCCUGGCCAUGUCAUUUCAGCGAGCGCUUAACGAUUGGCAUGGUGGAUGCGCCACAUUGCCGCAGACAGACGGGAACACUAAAGAGCCUGAGAUGACGACCAGUGCACAAAAAGGAUCAACAUUGCCAGCUAGUUUUGGAAAAGUUCGUUGGAAAAAAAGAGGGUCGGUAUCCCGCAGUCCUCUUCGUUCCAUGACCAGACGAGGUUCUGCCAGUGACAGCUGGCAUUGAGAGACCCAUGACCACAACACCAUGAAUGUGUGAUGACUGGAGUUUUUCAGCAGAGAGUGUGAGAACAGAGACUGGUAAAGCUGGUGAAACUUUUGGUAGAAUUUUCACCUCCUUAAUGCAAGGUAGUGCAGCAUUGGUGUUUGAAUGGCAUGUGAGGUUAUGGUUUACCAGAAUUAUGCUUUUCAGUUUAGGAUGUUGAUGGGAUCAGUCAUGUUGAUUUCACUUUGUCAGCUCAAUUAUGUACUCAUACUGAUAAUGGACAAAAGCUUGCAUCUAGGUUGGACCUGUGUCUAUUAAUAAUGCAAGUUUUUAAAGGUAUAUACAGUAUGUAUCACAGAGUUAUGUGUUUUCAGUCAACAAUUCUCCUCUGAUUACACGUCACAUGUCUGAGUACACAUGGCUGCUUAGUGUUUAAAUGUGACUGAUGAACAGAGAAACAGUGAAGUGUUUGUUUGUAUUGGGAUCUGUGUGCAAAGUGGGUGGAUGCAUGACAGUAAACUGUAGCAGGACCAGGACGUCUUGUUUGAUAAAGGUUUCCAACAAACAAUAUAUUUCUCACAUUGCCAAAUCUCUACACAUUGUUAAUGAUGUUAGUUUCAAACAUUUAGAUAAUAUUGAAUUCGUAUUACACCAUCAAUGCAGAUCAGUUACCAUCAUUAACUGUUCAAUUAAUUUGCUGCACAUUUGUUGGACAUGAAGACCAGUUUUAAAUUGCAUGUAGGGAAAGCAAAGGUACUAAGAGUCUUGUAAUAAACCCAAUGAUCUGCUUUGCCUGACUCUACCUCUGCCUUGACAAUUUUAUUUAUAGUUUUGGAUUCAUGUAAACACAGAAGAGAAUGAUAUGAAGAUAUACGUUUUUAAUAUGAGAACACAGUGUGCCCUAAGUAGUUCACUCCAUUCACCUGCAGAUAGCAGUCAUUUUUGAGGCUUGAAUAACUCAUGCACUUCCCACCGUCUUUCAACAAAGAAACUGUCAAGUAUGUUUUUGUCUCCAGGUUCAAUGCACAAUGACAUCACAAUGCUGACUAAUUCAAAGGCAUGCUUGCAGUAGAGCAUAAUGUAUCUAAAGGCAUUUUUUUAAGGACGUCAAGUUUUUAGAGCAACAGAGCAAUUUUAUUUUGCCUGCUUUAUGCAACCAAGUAUUUUAAAAAGGGCACCCUGCACCAUAAGCAGGCAUUUCUUCUACUCAUUGGUUACUUGCUGUUAUAUCACUUGAGUUGUCAUAUAUAGCAGUAUACAUCAUGGUGUUAAGAUUCUGGCUGGUCAAGCUAAAGGGUUUUUUAAUCUUGUGGAUUUUAUUUAAGUCAUAUUAAAUUGCUUUUCACACUACAAAGACAUCAGACAUUCACCCUUAUGAGGUGUUUAAUACUCAGUUAAUGUUCUUGUACUUUAUUCUAAACACUUAUGUCUGUAUAUAUUUAAAUAUUAAA
Molecule: messenger RNA, 2617 nt
Organism: Triplophysa rosa
Lineage: Eukaryota; Metazoa; Chordata; Actinopteri; Cypriniformes; Nemacheilidae
Exons: 3
Coding region: 408-1187 (259 amino acids)
Source: RefSeq, a predicted model, not a curated record